AUGUCGGUGCAGGUCAACGGGAAGCAUGUCUCGGCCUCGAAGAAAGUCGAAUCUCUGACAACACCCAAAAAGCGAAAGCACGAUACCGAAGAAAGAGAAUCCUCCAAAAAGAAGAAGAAGCAGCGGAGAGAAAUCGUAGCUAAUCCCUCUGCGGCCACUCUGGCAACUUCGACAGAGGAAGGCAAAAAGAAAAAGAAGAAGAGGAAGAAUCCCAAAGAUGAGACUUCAAGAAGCACACGAAUAAACGAAGAAGCACUAGGGUCGCAAGAUAUUGAGCUGCCCGAGACAGCAGAAGAACCAAAUGAAGUCGUUCCGCAAACCUCGUCGACUGCUGUCAAUGGUGAGGAUGAAAUAGUCGUGGACUCAGAAGAGGUUCUUCACCUGCUGGAUUCGCAAGAUCUUUCAUCUUUCUACUCGACACGAUUGUCCCUGUACCUCUCGAUACCUGCGAUCGCGCUUGAAGCAAGCAGCUCUUCGAUCCUCGCUAUGCACCUCGCGCCAUUACUGCUAACAUACUUCCCCCCGGCGAAAGGUGUCGUCCUUGGAUUCUCCGAUCCCGUCCUUUCAGCAAAACCCGAUACUGGCAUCAAUCUGCCUCUCCUACCUCCGCGGAACGGCGAGAUCCCAUCCCAGGGCGAAGUGUGGGCGCGAACAGCUGAUGAAUUUGGAGUAUGCUGGAUAUGGCUCACUGCCACUUUCCUAGUGUUCCGACCGCAAAGAGGAGACGAGCUAUACGGAUGGACCAACGUGGCAUCAGAAGGCUUCGUUGGGCUGGUGAGCUACAAUUAUUUUCAGACGGCUGUAGGCAAGCCCAGAAUUCCUGCCGACUGGAAUUGGCAUGGGCCAACAAAAGAGCAAGCUGGGAAAAAUAAGAAGAAGGCCAAAAAGGGCAGAUUACGCGACGGAGACGGCGUGAGCCAGGCGCGGGAGGAAGAUACACAAGAGGAACCACAGUCGGGCGAUCUCUCCAGUUUCCAUGUACCAAUCGGCGACGACGUCGGCUUUUUCGCAGAUUCAACAGGCUCCAAGAUCUCUGAGACCCUCAAAUUCCGAGUGGUGGACACAGAAAUGGUACCUGCACAUGAUCGCCACAAGUGGGCUUUACAGAUUGAUGGGACACUGUUAGAUGAAGAGGCUGAGCGGCAGGUUGUAGAGGAAGAACGCGCAAAAUUCGAGCAAGCACAGCAACACCGGCGGUCCCCACCGCCUAGAGACACAAAGGAUGUGCUGAUGAGUGGGGCGUUGAGGUUGAGCCGGGAAGGCAGUGUUGCCUCAAGGAUAUCCGGACAGACUCCCGGGCGACACUGGUUGAGAUAUUGA
Messenger RNA from Rhinocladiella mackenziei CBS 650.93, 1320 nucleotides. RefSeq lists its product as uncharacterized. The transcript has a single exon. Lineage: Eukaryota; Fungi; Ascomycota; Eurotiomycetes; Chaetothyriales; Herpotrichiellaceae. Gene Ontology annotation, biological process: DNA-templated transcription initiation. The coding region runs from base 1 to 1320 and encodes 439 amino acids. Gene Ontology annotation, cellular component: RNA polymerase I complex. The record is from RefSeq and is a predicted model, not a curated record.